AUACAGAAAAACAGCGGGAUAUUCGAAGACAGGUACCGGAAUUACGUUGCUGCAUGUGGCUGUUCACAUUGUUUUAUCAGCGAACAUUGCAUUGAUUUUCAGAGCUGGACGAACCUUGCAACUGAGCAACUCAGCUUGUUGACACCAAGGGGCCAUUAAGGGCGCCUUCAGGUUACCAUGGCCGCCCGACUGAUAGAGCAAGCGUUCGACCAGUACAACAAGUCGCGACUGCAGUUUGUGCAGACUGUGGCCGACCUGGCGUCGCGGCCGCAGAACAUGGAACACCUGCACGCCAACAACGUCAUGUCGCUGCUGCACCCGCUGCUGAUGGACGUGGUGCCGGCCAUCCAGCAGACGGCCGCGCUGGCGCUGGGCAAGCUGGCCAGCUUCAGCCAGCAGCUGGCGCAGACUCUGGUCAGCGGUAACAUCCUGCCGCAGCUCAUCUCGCAGGUCCCCGUCCAGAACCGGUUCUACAAGAAGUCGGCCUGCUUCGUCCUGCGGGCUGUGGCCAAACAUAGCGUGGAGCUGGCGCGGGCCGUCAUAGAGAGCGGCGGGCUGAAUGCGCUCGUCGUCUGCCUGGAGGAGUUCGACCCCAACGUCAAGGAGUCGUCCGCCUGGGCGAUCGGCUACGUGGCCCGCCACAGCCCCGAGCUGGCCCAGAGCGUGGUGGACGCAGGGGCGGUGCCUCUUCUGGUUCUCUGCAUCAAGGAGCCCGAGAUCGGCGUGCGGCGUGUGGCCGCCUCGGCCCUCAGCGACAUCUGCAAACACUCAGAGGAGCUGACUCACGUAGUGGUCGAGAACGGGGCCAUCUCCAACUUCGCUGCCCUCAUCACGUCCCCCGACACCAAGCUCAAGCGUCAGAUCCUGUCGGCGCUCUCCAACAUCGCCAAGCACACGCUGGCGCUGGCGGAGCUGGUGGUCGAGGCCGAGAUCUUCCCGGACGUGUUCUCCGGCCUGCAGGACGACGACGACCUCAUCCGCAAGAACACCGCCGGCCUUAUCAAGGAGAUCGUCAAGCAUACGCCGGAGCUGGCGCAGCUGAUCGUCAACGCCGGCGGCAUGGCUUCGAUCGUCGACUACCUGGGCCGCUCGGAGGGGCACGUGGCGCUGCCGGGCAUCAUGGCGCUGGGCUUCACGGCGGCACACUCACAGCAGCUGGCCAUGUCGGUGAUCGUGUCGCGGGGCGUGGUUCAGCUGGCCAUUUGUCUGAACGACGAGAAAGACGACCAUAUUCGCGGCGCGGUCGUGUGGGCGCUCGGUCAGAUCGGCCGCCACACACCGGAGCACGCCAAAGCCAUAGCCAUGGCCAACCUCUUCCCGAAGCUGCUGGAGUGCUACACCAGCUCGGACAGCAGUGACGACCUGCAGGACAAGGCGCGCCGCACGCUCAAGUCGGUGCUGCAGAUGUGCGUCUACAUGCCGGCGCUGGACCCGCUGCUGCAUGAGGCUCCACCCAACAUCCUCAAAUACGUCGUCGGCCAGUACAGCAAGGUACUACCGCACGACCCGCAGUCGCGCCGUCAGUUCGUCACCUCUGGCUGUUUGCGCAAGGUGCAGGAAAUUCAGGCGGAGCCCGGUACGGAGCUGCGCGAGUACAUCAACACCAUCAACAACUGCUUCCCGGAGGAGAUAGUCAGGUAUUACAGUCCCGGCUACUCGGAACACCUGCUGGAGCGACUAGAGACAUACGAGCCCGUUUGGACGGACGGCGCGCGGGAGGACUGGCAGCAGGACACCCCACCAGCCCCGUCGGCCCCGCCCGCAGCCGCUGCCGGCAUCACCGCCUGAGGGCAGCACCGGCGGCCAGAGAGGCAGCGCUACGACCGACCGAGUCCGUGCCGGGCCCGACCGGUGACACAGAGCAGCCGCUCCAUGCACCGGCGGCCCGACAGGUGGCGCCACGACCGACCGAGUCCGUGCCGGACUCAAGCGGGCUGUCUACACAGAGCGGCCGCUCCGGCCGACAUGCGCGCUUCACAUCAGUCCUGUUCACAGUCCUUCCUAGUCACUCGUGCCUAGUCUUUCAAUUUAGCUCUUAAAUCGAAUGCGUUACCCAUUCACUGUAAAGUCUUGAGAAUACACGCAUCGGUACGAC
Pollicipes pollicipes is the source of this 2095-nucleotide messenger RNA. Its product is annotated as sperm-associated antigen 6. The record is from RefSeq and is a predicted model, not a curated record. Gene Ontology annotation, biological process: cilium movement. Gene Ontology annotation, molecular function: microtubule binding. The transcript is spliced from 11 exons. NCBI's taxonomy places the organism in Eukaryota, Metazoa, Arthropoda, Thecostraca, Pollicipedomorpha, Pollicipedidae. Bases 178 to 1788 code for a protein of 536 amino acids. Gene Ontology annotation, cellular component: microtubule cytoskeleton.